Molecule: messenger RNA, 879 nt
Organism: Microplitis mediator
Lineage: Eukaryota; Metazoa; Arthropoda; Insecta; Hymenoptera; Braconidae
Gene: Sgf29
Product: SAGA-associated factor 29-like
Exons: 1
Coding region: 1-879 (292 amino acids)
Cellular component (GO): SAGA complex
Source: RefSeq, a predicted model, not a curated record
AUGCCGUUCACAGCAGAUGCGGCUGCUCACCAAAUCCAAGAGCGUUUGAAAAAUAUAUACCAGCUAGUGAAAGAUAUUGAAAAUGAACGGACUAGAUCAGAGGUUAAUUUAAAUAACAUAACAAAAGCUCAUGAAAAAGUUACUCCAGAUGAUAAAAUAACUCCGUACUAUCAGCAGAAACUAAAAACUCUGUACAAUUCAGCGAUACAAGAUGCCCAGCAAGAGGAAGAACUUUUGCGCUCAGCUCUGAGCAAAAUCAAUGAAAUUCGCGCUAUCAGGAAUGAGCGUAGAAUCCAAGCGCGCAAUGCCGGAAAUAAAGAGACAAUACGUCGGGGAGCUUUGAUGAAAAUGCUGCAAAGUACUGCCGCAACUUUGCCUCUCUACGUGGGUAAAACACCUGGUGCCAAGGCGCCAGCACUCUGCGGUGCAGUACCAGCAGAGUCAACUUACGUCGCUAAAAUGGGCGACAUGGUAGCAGCGCUGGUGAAAAGUUCGUCAGACGAAGAGGAAAACUGGAUCCUCGCAGAAGUCGUGCACUUUAACCUGACUACAAACAAGUACGAGGUCGACGACAUCGACGAAGAGCAAAAAGACCGUCAUACUUUGUCUAGAAGACGCGUCGUACCGCUGCCACUGAUGAGAGCCAACCCGGACACUGACCCACAUGCCCUGUUUCCAAAAGGUUCCAUCGUAAUGGCCCUCUACCCGCAGACGACGUGUUUCUACAAAGCUGUCGUCAACCAGCUGCCGAAUUCAGCCACCGAAGAGUACGAAGUUCUGUUCGAAGACGCGUCAUAUGCUGAUGGAUAUUCACCCCCGCUGAAUGUCGCCCAGCGGUACGUCAUCUCUAUCAAGGAGGGAAAGAAGAGCAAGAGCUAG